GGAAAUAGCCAAUGGGGUCAAUGGGCCCGUAGGAGCAAUUCUUUGUGACCUCUUCACACUUUGUAAUCAUGCUACUGAAAGUUAUGGUAUUACCCAUCUUUGUUGCGAAUCUUGCAUCUGUGUUCCUUGACUGGAUCUUUGAUAGGAUUGCAAUCUGGGUUGGUUACUCUCAUCUUGGGUUGCUUGUCUGCGUGUUGACGAUAAGUUCUGUUGGCUUUGUUUGGAUUGCCUACUGUGCGAAUCGGCCCCAGCUUUCAAUGCAGGAGGCUGCAGAGCUUCUAUCCCUGAAGGGCUUCAGCAUUGAGGACUUCAGUGGGGAUGUGGCAAUGAAGGAACUGGCUGGGAUGGUUGAAUCUCGGAGGGGAGUCACAUUUGGAGGAGUGCCGAUUGUUCCUCCAAGUCUGCUCACAUUCGACUGGGCUUGCUCUGGCUGCGUUACAAUUGCUCUGUAAUCAUUCACAGCAAGAUCACAACCAUUGACAGGCAAUGCCAGAUGUCUGUGAGGAACCGAAAAGUCCAGUCUGAUUUUAGAAACAAGGUGGACUGCUGCAGUGAAAGGCCUUCCACGAUUCAGACCCCAAAUUCGAGUUUCAGGGUCAGAGGCCUGGGCCAAGAAAGGCGAAGUCGGUUAGUUUCAGAAAGUCACAGUCGGGUACCUUAGCUGUCAAAGUCCAACAGGCACCCAGCAAAUAUUCACAUCUCAGGGGUAAAAUCACGUCUCAUAAUGAAAAGUCGUGUUGGAA
Molecule: messenger RNA, 743 nt
Organism: Chara braunii
Lineage: Eukaryota; Viridiplantae; Streptophyta; Charophyceae; Charales; Characeae
Source: the annotation of a GenBank genome assembly